This is a messenger RNA of Salvia hispanica, 1080 nucleotides long. The record is from RefSeq and is a predicted model, not a curated record. NCBI's taxonomy places the organism in Eukaryota, Viridiplantae, Streptophyta, Magnoliopsida, Lamiales, Lamiaceae.
AUGAGGGAGGUUCAAAGCUUUGCUGAAGAGGGAUGUGUACCUGAAGCACAAAGGGAGUUAAAUCUUAGCGCGGGAGGUAAUCUUCUCAGGAAAGGAGAGGAGGAGGAGUUGGAGGUGAUUGAAGAACUUGCCCCCAGUGAUGAAGGAUGGAGCAACGAAAGGAGUAAGGUGCAUAGGGUGGCUUCUACCACGGAUCAUGAUACGAUGAGCACCUUAUCUGACAAGCUGGAUACCUUAACCAUGAAGUUCGACUGCAUGGCGAUGGGGCAACCGUCUCAAGAGCCCAAAGGAAACAUGGAGGAUGCGAAUUAUGUGCAACAGGGAGGCAACAGGUAUUACAACAACUCACGACCGAACUUUAAUAUUGGAGGAUACAACCAGUAUGGAAACAAGGGGCAUCCCAAUCUCUCUUCUGGGAACCCCAAUAAUGCCCUGCAACCUCCUCCGGGAUUCACAGUUACUGAUGGGAUGGUGAACGACCCCAAGAAGAUGACCACAGAGGAUAUACUCAAGUCCUUCAUGCUACAAUCUAAUAAAGUCAUGGAGCAGAACAAUCAGAGGAUGGAGAAGGUCGAGAUGGAUGUACAAGGAAUGGCCACUCAUUUGAAGAACAUUGAUGUUCAGAUCAGCCAGAUUUCCCAGACUGUGAGUACUCUUACUCAACCGGGAAAAUUCCCUUUUACCACCAUUGUCAAUCCCAAGGACUGCAAAGCUAUAAACUUGCGAAGUGGGACGAGCUAUGAGGGACCUUCAAUGCCCUCAGGAAAUGAAGUAGCGGAGAAGACUAUUGAAGAUGAGGAAUUAGUUGAGGAAGAUGAAACGGAGACGAUUCAGGUCACCACUCUACCUAAGGAGAACGCAGUUCCAGUCCCAUCCACAACACCUGCAGCUCACACUUUUACUGAAGUGAGGAUUCCUUAUCCUCAACGGGUGCAGAAGAAGAAGACGGAUGCUCAGUUUUCGAGGUUCUUGGAUAUAUUCAGAAAGGUGGAGAUCAACAUCCCUCUGGUGGAGGCACUACAGCAGAUGCCCAGUUAUGCUAAGUUUCUAAAGGAUGUGGUCUCCAACAAGAGAAGAUAA